Boleophthalmus pectinirostris (great blue-spotted mudskipper) is the source of this 2320-nucleotide messenger RNA. RefSeq names its product transmembrane protein 51b (gene tmem51b). The transcript has 3 exons. Bases 236 to 1111 code for a protein of 291 amino acids. Lineage: Eukaryota; Metazoa; Chordata; Actinopteri; Gobiiformes; Gobiidae. The record is from RefSeq and is a predicted model, not a curated record.
GAAAGGUACAACUACGGAGAGUUUGGCCAAAGUUCUCUACACGUUACUACUUUAUUAGCCUACGACCUCGCCAAAACAAUCACACGUUUUUAUUGUCACGUUAUAGUUUUAUCCGAAGAAACCAACGUUGGCCACGUGUAGAUUUUGUGUUAUUUUUUGCGCGUAAACUUCAGGAAGCACCUGCGUAAUUCAGGUAACCCACCCAUGAAGAGGGAAGUCCUUGAGUGAAAGCAGGAUGUGCUCCAGUCCGGGAAUCUGUGGGAGCCGCUCCCGCCCUUCCAGCUCAGCAGCUACUGGUUCAGGGGCCCACUAUGCCCUGUGUGCCCUGGGCGUGGGUCUCAUCGCUCUGGGCAUCGUCAUGAUCGUGUGGACUGUCAUACCAGUGGAUGGAGAGAACACAGGCAAUCCUCCAACCACCACAGCUGACAACUCCACAGUGCCCAUAGACGAGGAUGAGAAGGAGAAGGAUGACCGGACAAAGUCUUCAUCCGUGGCGAUGGUGCUGGUGGGGGUAGGGGGCGCCAUGCUGCUCCUGUCCAUCUGCCUGGGAGUGAGGAGCAAGAGGAGAGCCAGGAACGAAAGGAACCAGCCAGCCCAGACAGGUGUCCCCUUCAUGGAGCAUGUAGCCGGAGAGCAGGAAGAACCAGUUCCAGACCCAGCUGCCUAUAAUGUCCCAAGUUACGAGGAGGCAGUGGGCAGUGGUAACUACCCAGUCCGCCAGAGCAACCUCCGCAACAGUAUGACCCACCUCCCUUCUUAUGAGGACAUCAUUGCUGCAGUUGAAAAUGAAGGAUCUGAACCUACAACCAACAACCCCCCCACAGAGGAAACACCCCUGAACGGCCAAACCCCCGCCCCACCCCAGAAUACCUCAGAGUCCCAAGGUGAGGCCAGCGCUCCCGAAAGGAACCCCUCCCUGCCCACUCGCAGCAGCAGUAGGGUCAGCCGACUACUCCAGCCUCUCCGAGUCAGAAGGAUAAAAUCAGACAAACUGCACCUAAAGGACUUCCGCCUCCAAAUCCGCAAUCCCACCACAAAUCCAGUCACCAUCGAGCCCAUCACCCCUCCACCGGGAUAUGAGAACAAGAUGCCUGAACUGAACCAGAGUUGAGUCGGUAGAGAAGAAAAUAGAUGGACAUUUUAAAAGACCCAUUUCAAGGUUGGCAUUGUGUUGGUUAAAUGUGGUUGGGAGGCUGCAGCUGCUCCCAAAAGGAAAAUAUUUCAAGUAAAACUUGUUCUUUGUGUAUUUUCAUCUAUUUAUUUUGUGAAUGGCAUAUAAAAAGAGGCAUCUAGAUGGAGCUAUGAUUAAUGCCACCUGAUAAGGGGUGCAGUGGUACAGUGCAGCGCCAGAGGAACCUUCUCCAAACCUUGAGCUGCACAGUGUCAAAAUCCAGGUUUGGGAUUGAAGACCAGGAUACAGGGAGCAAAUGUCCCUCCACAGCGAAGGGUCCUACCUGAACCACAGUGUGGAAACAGGACCCUCCUGGGUAACAUUUUAUAAUAUCUACUCUUUAAUUCGCCUUAAUAAAGCAUUAAGUGAUGCAAAUUUUGACACAUCUAGGGAUAAGAUAUUAUCAGCAAUUUAAACUCCGACAACUGGAUUUAAUACCUUGAUAAAGCAUUAACUUAAAGCAACUUAAUUCAUAAUGAACAAAUAGUAUAGUAACUACUGAAUAAGAGGUUAGGAUUAGGAGUUAGAAUAUUAAAGGCUAUUCAAGUUAGUUACUAAACCUGAAUCAUUAGGGUUAGGAUUUGUUCAUGCUUUAUUAAAGCAAAUGAAGAAUUAAGUUAUUACAAAGUGGUACUUCCUCCUGUUGUGAAUCCAUUGUGUUAACCACUCUGCCAACCACUAAUUCUUAUAAUGUGUUUGGAAUGAGGAGGCCUUAUGUUUUUAACUGUGUAUAUUCGAUUAGGAAUACAAAUCAAUAAAUAAUAGCAAAUAUUUUAUAAAUAUUCCUCAGCAAUUACAACAUAAUCGUGCAAACAACAUAUUUUGAUGUAACAUUCAAGAUGGUAAGUAUCUAACUACAUGUUUUGUGCUUUUUGGUUUGUACUGUCUGUUAUUUUUCUAAAUGUAGGAUUAUGGUAAAAAAGACAAUAUACCUUUUGUACUUUUUAUGUACUUUGAUGGGUCUGUGUGAAAUUGCAGUAUUUUUUAUUGUGUUUUUAAAGGAUGUGGCUAUUAUCUAGGGCUUACAGUAGACCAAUAAAAACAUGUUUUGAAAGCCUACUGAAAUACUUCAGAAGAAAACUAAAUGAUUAAAUAUGAUUUUAUAUGUUUGUAUUUUAAUAGGGUGUUGUUAGUAAUAAAUUGUUUAUA